Manis pentadactyla (Chinese pangolin) is the source of this 1365-nucleotide messenger RNA. It is a transcript of the gene RGS2, whose product is annotated as regulator of G protein signaling 2. Bases 50 to 685 code for a protein of 211 amino acids. The record is from RefSeq and is a predicted model, not a curated record. Lineage: Eukaryota; Metazoa; Chordata; Mammalia; Pholidota; Manidae. The transcript has 5 exons.
CGGCGGCGGCGCCGGCUGUAAUAGCUGCGGCCGCUGAGGAAAGGUGAUUAUGCAAAGUGCCAUGUUUCUGGCCGUUCAGCACGACUGCGGACCCAUGGACAAGAGCGCAGGCAGCGGCCCCAGGAGCGAGGAGAAGCGGGAGAAAAUGAAGCGGACGCUAUUAAAAGAUUGGAAGACCCGUUUGAGCUACUUCUUGCAAAAUUCCUCCUCUCCUGGGAAGCCCAAAACUGGGAAGAAGAGCAAACAGCAAACCUUUGUCAAGCCUUCUCCUGAGGAAGCACAGCUGUGGUCAGAAGCUUUCGACGAGCUGCUAGCCAGUAAAUAUGGUCUUGCUGCAUUCAGGGCUUUUUUAAAAUCGGAAUUCUGUGAAGAAAACAUUGAAUUCUGGCUGGCCUGUGAAGACUUCAAAAAAACAAAGUCACCGCAGAAGCUGUCCUCAAAAGCAAGGAAAAUAUAUACUGACUUCAUAGAAAAAGAAGCUCCAAAAGAGAUAAACAUAGACUUUCAAACUAAAACUCUGAUUGCCCAAAAUAUACAAGAGGCUACGAGUGGCUGCUUUACAACUGCCCAGAAAAGGGUGUACAGUUUGAUGGAGAACAACUCUUAUCCCCGUUUCUUGGAGUCGGAAUUCUACCAGGACUUGUGUAAAAAGCCCCAGAUCACUACUGAGCGCCAUGCCACAUGAGAGGAAAGAGGGAGCCCGGAAGUCGAGGGCAUGUCAUUGUUUUCCGAAGGAGAAAGGCUGCAGCCUGCCAAACAGACUGGCCUUGAAGUCAGGCUGGAUGUUCGGAGAACAUCACCCAGAACAAUUGAUUCAAAACUGGGCAGCAAAUGGGGAAGCUGGCGGCAGUGCUGGAGAAGCUUGUGUUGCGGCAGCUUCCCUAGCGGUGUAUAGUGCACAGGAAGAGAGCGGUUUAGAUGCGGUGUGUCUCACACUGGAAAAGCAGGAAUGUGGGACUGAAAGAUACAGUGUAAUACUGUUGGUCCAAAAACAUUUAAAAUCAUUAGGUCUGGGAUUAUGUGGCCUUAGCUGGCUGGCUGUACAUCUUUCCCAAAUCAGUUCAUGUCACCACACGAACUAGUGUUGGUUUCUUAGUAUUAAAGUAACAUUAAAUAAUGUUUACUGUGCGCAAGGGUAUUGACGUUCUUACGACUGCAGAUCAUCAGUACCAUCGUAUCACAUGACGCUAGAACUGAAUGGUCUGUAUUUGAAUUGUUAAAUGCUGUGUGUAAUGGAAUGAAUGCUGUUGUAUAGAAAACUACAAUGUCCAUUAUGAGUGUCAUAAACUGUCCUGAAGGCAGCUAACUAUGAGGUAGUCUUUGAAUACUUUUAAUAAAUUUAUUUUAAUAAAUAAUGUUAUUGAU